Molecule: messenger RNA, 1137 nt
Organism: Laetiporus sulphureus 93-53
Lineage: Eukaryota; Fungi; Basidiomycota; Agaricomycetes; Polyporales; Laetiporaceae
Exons: 1
Coding region: 87-818 (243 amino acids)
Source: RefSeq, a predicted model, not a curated record
AAGUUCUUGUCUCCUGUCUCAUCACUCCCCUUGUGCCCUCAUCAACAGCGGCCGACAGUCAUCAUUUAUACCCAUCCCUGUGCUCGAUGUCUUGCUCGGUGAUCCAACCACAGACUCCCGUCCCACCUGGACAUCCUGGACGCCGCAAACGCACCAUGUCCUUCUCGGCGCCACCACCCCACAAAUCCCCGCGCACGAACACGCUUCGCCGCACAGGGUCCUAUUUAUCUCUGGAAGACAUGCAGGCAGCAGUGGAGACGACGUUGUACGGACGAGCGGGGGCACCCUCUACCUCGCCCGCGGAACGGACCACGAGUUUGCCACGUACGCGGAGCAUGAGACAUUUGAAAGAAGAGAGAGACCGUCGCAAAGCAGCCUCGCGCUCCUCUCCGGCCGUCAUUCAGACACCAGUUGUACUCUCUCCAGCACCUAUCGCCACCUGCGCCGCGAUGCCCAGCUUCCGCACAUCGUCCCCUCUCUCGCCACGACAGUCCGUCCUACCAGCGCGUGCGUCAUUCCCACGCUCAAAACAAGAGCCGGAUCUCUACCGAGCAGCAAUCGCCGCCCGCAUGCGCAUGUCGCCGGAGGGGAGAAGAAUCCUAUAUAUGGGCCCGCGAUUAGCGCUGUCGAUGUACACAGCGAAUCGCGAACUGGAAAAGUCGAUAUAUUCUGCGACGAGCGAGUUGGAGCGUAUCGUCGCCGCCUCGCAAGGCGAUGCAGAUUCCGACGUGGUUAUGGCGGAUAGCGACCCGGCGCUCAGCAAGUCCUGGGUUGUCGUACCGCCGGAGGAUUGGGAGAUGGUCGAUUGCAGUGCAUAGGAGGGUUGGGAAAAGCGCAGUUGCUUGGUUGAUGGGGACCUGUAUGAUGACAACAACGACGAUGAAGACAAUCUGCAUGUGAGCUCAGCUCUUGCAUGCCAACAAUCCAUUCAUGGCGAUUGGUUGAAAAUGGACAACCUGUUCUUGCCUGUCUCUACUCUAUGCGCUCUGCAUUCACUCUCUAAUCCCAUUUACUCUUGUGCUUCGGUUUGAUGGACUGACGGUAGUUUGAGUACUGCCGCAGCGACGUUGUACAUCUUCUCUGUAGCCCAUACAUGACAUGCAGGUCUGCAAUGCAAGUCCAGGUUUUACAAGCCAA